This is a messenger RNA of Polyodon spathula (Mississippi paddlefish), 1970 nucleotides long. It is a transcript of the gene il15ra, whose product is annotated as interleukin 15 receptor subunit alpha. Gene Ontology annotation, biological process: interleukin-15-mediated signaling pathway. The coding region runs from base 119 to 1243 and encodes 374 amino acids. Gene Ontology annotation, cellular component: plasma membrane. Gene Ontology annotation, molecular function: interleukin-15 receptor activity. The transcript is spliced from 8 exons. The record is from RefSeq and is a predicted model, not a curated record. Lineage: Eukaryota; Metazoa; Chordata; Actinopteri; Acipenseriformes; Polyodontidae.
AAAAAAAAAAAAAAAAAAAAGUUUUGUGUGCCUGUGCGUGGUCCCUGAACAGAAACGCAAUGCUGUUUUUCACUCUCUGUAACACCUGAAGAAAGGUAUCUAAAAACAAGUCACUGAAAUGAACUACAGGCCAGUCGUGUUCUUGUUGCUUUUCUCCUUUUCAAACUACACUGAGCGAGACACAGUUUGGGCUGCUGUUAAGUACAUAACUGAUAGAUGUGAACAUCCUGUCCGGUUGAAUUUUACAGCUGAAUUUGAAGAACAUUCCUUUCUUGUUGGCAAAAGCUAUCGCUAUAAUUGCACACCUGGUUACAAAAGAAAAGCUGGAACCUCCUCUCUGAUCCGCUGCAUGAAUGAAAGUGGGACAGCUCAGUGGUCAGUUCCCAACCUAAUAUGCAUCAGAGACCCAAAAUUAAAAGGAGUGACAGAUCCUCCACAAAUUAAUAAAGGUAGUACUGCAGCAAAGGGUCUUUUAACAACAUUAACAGAUCCAGUCCCAGAAACAACCACAUUCCCUUUUACUACAUUCACACCAUCAGCACCAGCCCAGCCCGAGACGAAAGCUACCACUACGAGAACCACAACAGUAGAAGGAAAAAAAAUAGCUUUCCCUGAAACGCCGCCUCCCAGCGUACCAACUACUGAAAACAGAAUGUCAUCUCGGCCGGUAAUUACAGGGCAAGUGCUUGAAUAUCAAACUGUGACAAAAGCCACAGGAACAGCAACUUCCACAGAACUUUCAUCCAUCACUGUCCCCUAUGUAAGCACAGCAGAGACCUAUUCCUCUUCAACGUCACCACCAGCUCUUACAACACUGUUGCCAAUACACUCAACAUCAAGGCAGUGUCAGCACACCACAGCUGAUAUUACGGCAGGCAUUGCUGAGACUACCGAUAGAGAGAGAACUCCACAAGCUUCAGCCUCACCAUCUCCCACUUCAUCAACUGCUCAGUACAGAGUAUCAUCAACAGAGCCUGUAGUUACUUAUAAAGUUCCAGAUAUUACAGAACAAUCUAGUGCUGUAAGUGUUGGUGCAAAGGCAGGAGGUUCCAUAGCUGCUGUGUUCCUGUGCAUUAUUAUUAUUGCUGUUGUGAUAUGCUGUCAUAAAAGAAAAUGGGGCAGGAAUAUAAUUUUAACUCCAGCAUCAGAACUGCAACCCAUGACAAAUCCAGAGCAACCACCACCUGAUGUCAUGUUAAGUUUUAAUGAGCCAGCAACUGAAAAUGGAGAUGCCGUGGCAUGACAUUUUAAAUCAAUGCGAAAAGCCUUAACAAUGAUUUGUUUCUAAACUGUGUUACAGCUAAAAAAAAAAAAACAAACAAACAAACAAAAAAAAAGUAUUCACUUAAUAUACUGCAUGCAAGGGAAACCUUUUUGAUGUUUGCACCAAGUAUAAAAUGGGUUGGAAGAUAUCUGCGUCCUGGUUGGCUGAUAGGCAUUUCAAGCCAUUGAUUACAGGACAGCCAAUGGGUAAUAAGUCCCAGCAACUAAAACUUUUUACAAACAGAUAUCAUUGCACCGAACGUCUAAAAAAUAUAUAUUUUGAAUUGGCUGCCACCCCCCCCCCUUCUAAAAACAAAAUACAAAUGUCAGACAUUUUUAUCAAAUUUUAUCUUGUUUGGUGACUCCGAUGUCCACACAUUCCCGGAGGAUUUAGACCGCAACAGUUCAGUAACAAAACCAACAGUAAUAAUAUUAAUAAUAAUAAGUAAAAUGGGACUAUUUUCAAGGGGUAUUAAUCUAAUAAUAAACCAAUAUGACUCUGGGGUUUAUUAAAAAAAAUAAAAUACAGCUUUAAAAAUAUAUUUGAAAUAUACAGUAUAGUGCAAGAAUGCAGGACUCCUUUUAUCCUGUCCCCUCCCCUAGACACGGCCAACUUUCAGAUAUGAAAUUAAAUGCCUUUGGAGAAAAUAAUGUACUUGACACAUCAUGACAGGCAGCAAGGCGCUUUCGCAACCAGAUUUUUUAUU